CGCGCGCGCAAAGAUGGCGACGCCCUAUGUGACGGACGAGACCGGCCGGUACAUCCCGUCCACGCAGCGGCCGGACGGGACCUGGCGGAAGCAGCGCCGGGUCAAGGAGGGCUACGUGCCCCAGGAGGAGGUGCCCGUGACCUGCUCCAGACUCCUCCUGUCCCUUUCAAGAGGUGGGACAGCAACAACAACCGGGGAUAAGGGAGGUGAAAAAAGCUCGGAAAACGCCGGAGAUCAUCCCGGGAAUAACGAGAGGAGUAACGAGAGGAGUAACGAGAGGAACCGGCGGAUCAAGAGCCUGAGGAAGAAGCUGAGGCAGGUGGAGGAGCUGCAGCAGCGGAUGGAGGGAGGGGGGAUCCCCCAGCCCACCAAGGAGCAGCUGGAAAAGUUGGGAAGGAGGAAAGCGCUGGAGGAGGAACUCAGGGGGUUGGAGCUGGACUCGUAA
Messenger RNA from Pseudopodoces humilis (Tibetan ground-tit), 445 nucleotides. Lineage: Eukaryota; Metazoa; Chordata; Aves; Passeriformes; Paridae. The record is from RefSeq and is a predicted model, not a curated record.